CUUUUAUUUAAUAUCAUGCGGUGUUGAAGAAAAUAUAAAAAACAGUGAUUGAGACCAUAAAGUCGUUAGGAAAACAUCGACUGAGGUUAUAAAUCAACUUAGAAGAAGACACAUUUUCUCAUAUUCUACUAUCAGACUUAUUUCUGCAACCAGUGGAGUCGUCACCCCGAGGAAGAAGUUCACACAAAGGGGUUUUCCUUUCACCAGGAAGCGUCUCAGCCCAGUUUGAACGCUCCGUCUCCAACACAGAACAGACAGUUUUGUUUGCAGUCAGAGCGAGGGUCUGCUCUGUGAAAGGAUCCUCUGAUGAAGAGUUGUGCAGAGAGGCGGUGCAGCUGCAGCCUCUUCCUCCUCCUCAGCUCUCAGAUGGGUGCUGCUUGUGUUCAGCUCCUGUUGGCUGCCACCCUGUGGACGACGCCCUGCAUGAGAGCCACUGCUGCUGCCCCCUCUGAGCUAUCGAGCUCCACAGAGCUGCUUAACACAACUGAGACGCAGACAGACCUCGGGGGGCUCACAGGAGCUGUGGGUGCUCCUCUCAGGAGACAUAAACGAGCCGUUUCAUCCAGAGAGAUCAACGCCCUGCUGGAUUAUCACAACAGAGUCCGCUCUCAGGUUUUCCCGCCAGCAGCCAAUAUGGAGUUCAUGCUCUGGGACGAGAGUCUCGCUAAGUCAGCUGACUCUUGGGCGUCGCGAUGCGUUUGGGAUCACGGACCGACACAAGCCAUGAAAUACAUCGGACAAAACCUGUCAAUCACCUCAGGAAGGUACCAGUCCAUCACUGAUCUGGUGCGGUCUUGGUACGAUGAGAGGAAUCACUUCUCCUACCCGAACAGAUGUACAGGAUCUGUGUGCUCUCACUACACACAGAUGGUUUGGGCGAGCUCUAACAGAGUGGGAUGUGCCGUCAGAAGAUGCUCAAACAUGUUUGUGUUUGGGAAAACUUGGAGGGAGGCGACGCUGCUCGUCUGCAACUACUCCAUAAAAGGAAACUGGGUGGGAGAGGCUCCCUAUAAGAGCGGCAGGCCUUGUUCUGUCUGUCCGUCGAGCUAUGGCGGCUCCUGCUGGAGAAACCAGUGUUCACCAAACACAAAACACAAAAAACACACGAGAUAAUAACACAAAAGAGAGAUUCAAAUGUGCUUUAAUGGAAGACAGAAGAAACACAUAAGGUCACAUAAACAUCAGGACUUUCAGUUUUAACAAACACUGGGCUGUGCAGCAAAAUGAAACAUCAGUCCAGUAGCCACUAUGACAACAGAAACCUUUUAUUAAUGUGUACAAAUGUUUAUUUUUUUUACCUCUGUUGGUCAUCAACCUGUCCAUUUCUAAGUAAUACUUGUUUUAAACUUCUUAAGAGUGUAUGCACUGUUAUUGUUAUUUUAUGGUCAAACUGAAGCACUUUUCUUGUACAGAUUAAACUUACUGUGACUGUA
This is a messenger RNA of Labrus mixtus (cuckoo wrasse), 1433 nucleotides long. RefSeq names its product R3H domain containing-like (gene r3hdml). The record is from RefSeq and is a predicted model, not a curated record. Lineage: Eukaryota; Metazoa; Chordata; Actinopteri; Labriformes; Labridae. The transcript has 6 exons. The coding region runs from base 307 to 1113 and encodes 268 amino acids.